Rubroshorea leprosula is the source of this 1745-nucleotide messenger RNA. NCBI's taxonomy places the organism in Eukaryota, Viridiplantae, Streptophyta, Magnoliopsida, Malvales, Dipterocarpaceae. The record is from the annotation of a GenBank genome assembly.
GCUGGUUGCAUUGCUUUUUGUAAAUGAAUGAUAUAUGAUCUGUGCGUUUGCAGACUAGGAAAUGUUAUGGAUUAUGAUAAGCAGCUUUCAAACAUGUGUAUGCUGUUUACUUUUCAAUCCUUCCGGAAGUUAAUCUUGCAAGAAGGAGAAAAGAUGGUUCUUGUAUGGUUCGAUACACCAUAUAACCAAGCUGUAUAUGGACUUGUUGAUAAGUUAGGGAGCUUGGUGGUUAGAUUGGUGUUCCUUCCAUUUGAAGAAAGUUCAUACACCACAUUUGCCAGGACAAUCUCAACAUAAAUACAGGAACUUGGGAAGUUGUCUUGCUGAGGCCCUGAAGCUUGUUUUGCUAAUUGGUCUUGUAUUUUUGGCAUUUGGCCCAAGUUACUCGUAUUCUCUGAUCAGAUUAUUGUAUGGUCAAAAAUGGAGUGAUGGAGAAGCUUCAGUUGCCCUGCGUUAUUAUUGUCUUUAUAUCAUAGUUUUGGCUAUGAAUGGAACUUCUGAAGCAUUUCUACAUGCAGUGGCUACAGAGAACCAACUCAAACGCUCAAAUGAUUCUUUGCUUGUAUUUUCAUUGAUAUAUGUAGUGCUGAAUGUCAUGUUGAUACAAUCUGCUGGUGCAGUUGGCUUGAUUCUUGCAAAUUCUUUGAGUAUCCUUACGAAAUUGCUGUCAGCAUAUGUUUAUACUUCUUUAUCCUGAGAUCUUUUCUAACAUUCAUUUUAAGUGACAUUUAUAACAGGGUUGGUGCUACUACAAAUUCCUUAGUUCCCAAAAUGGCCAUUUCUCUAUUGGAAAGGAAUUAUUUUAUAGAUUGAAUGCAUUGGCCUCUGUUUCCUUGAUUAUCAAAUAGAUAUGAUUUUGAGGAUUGUAUAUUCUGCAGUAUUCAUCAAGCAUUAUUUCCAGGAUUCUUCGUCAUUUUCUUUUCACAGCUGCUUGCCUUCAGGUUGGACAAUUCUGUUGUUUUCAGGUGUAGCCACUCUUAUUUCUGAGAAACUGUUUCUGGACCGUGAACAUUUCUGGCAAACAUUUCCAAUCCAUUUUUUGAUUGGAUUUACUUUCUUCUGCAUCUCAUCUUUUGUCAUCUAUCGCCGUGAGAGACGUUUUAUCAACAAAAUUAUCCGUUUCCGUGAUCACAUGGACUGAGGAACCGACAUCUGCAACAACUGCCUUUGAAAGUGUGAUCAUUUACUUACCCAUUUUUCACUGUCUCUUGUCGGUUGUCAUUUACUUACACGCAUAAACGGUAAUUCCACAGAACAGACAUGAAUGGAUAGGGGGAGAGGAUAGAGAAAGCAACUGCAUCAUACAUAUGCUGAUUAGGACUUAAAAACUUCUGUAUUUUUUCUGACAGUCCUCUCAACCAUAGGGAAUAGAUUUUGGAUUUUUGGGAAAGAUGACUGGUGGUGUCAAUACCACAUUAUGGAUUUACAGUUUUCUGAGCCAGACAAUUUUAGGGUCACAAUAUAACUGUAUCGUAUGCCUGUUGGAAUCUGUUCGUUUUGAACAGUUUUAGGCCAUUAUUUUCUGACAUUUGCUGUUCUCUUGGUUGUUUCUUCUUAUUCUUCCUAUUUAUUAGUCCAAGCAAUCACUCAGAUAAAAAUGUUUGCUGUUCCCAGAAAACAAAUGUACUUGCGAUCUCGAUAGAUUGGGUCCAAAAUCUACAAAGAAGGUGGGUCUUACGUUUUUAUGGACCAUUUCCUUAUGUAGAAAGAUCAUUCUUUUUAUGUACUAAAACUAUUCCUUUGUA